Molecule: messenger RNA, 1059 nt
Organism: Spinacia oleracea (spinach)
Lineage: Eukaryota; Viridiplantae; Streptophyta; Magnoliopsida; Caryophyllales; Amaranthaceae
Product: B3 domain-containing protein REM9-like
Exons: 2
Coding region: 141-551 (136 amino acids)
Molecular function (GO): DNA binding
Source: RefSeq, a predicted model, not a curated record
GUUGUUGUUGCACACUUGCACAUGCACCUUCUACAUUAAAAGCACCAACAGCGUACAAGAGCUUCUCAAACAUAUACAUACACAAAGCUUUCUUCAAGCAAACAAAGUAACACAAAUUUGUUUUCUUAAGGGAAGCUAAAAUGAGCUUAUAUCGCCCUACAAAACCUCACUUUUUCCAACCUCUCAUUCCUGGCUUCCAAUCUAAUUUUUCAAUCCCGAAAUCAUUCCACAAAUAUCUUGGUGUAGGAUCAGAAAAAGGAGAAAAGACAGCCUUAUUAAUAGACAAGAGACAGAAAAUUUGGGAUGUGAAGAUUGAUUUAGGUGACAAUUUGCAAUUCAAACAAGGAUGGGUGAAAUUCUGUGAAGACCAUGAUUUGCAAAUUGGUGACUUCUUGAUCUUUAGACAUCAAGGCUUUUGGGUUUUCGAUGUCUUCGUUUUCGACCCUACUUCUUGUGAGCGCGAAUUUCCAACUCUUGACGAUGAAUCAACAACAACUGUGGUGCAAGCUUUAAGCUCUAAUGGCGUCACAAACUCGAUCUCAAAUUUAUAAGCCACGUUUCUUCUCGCAACUUUUGUUUUAAGAAGGUAGUUUCUCGCAAAAAAAAAUCUAUGGAAAAGUGGUUUAUGAGAAAUUUUCUUUUUCCUAAUUUAAGAGUUUAUAUGUACAUUUUUGCAUGUUUUGUUUAUGCAUAAUUAUAUAUCCAUCAUAUACUUGUUUUAACUGAAAACUUUUACUAACGAGAUUUCAAUUGAUAUUCAUACGCUUAGAUGACAUUGAAGAUGAUGAAGAACUUACAAGCAAACCUUGUCAUCCAUACUUUUAUACUAUUAUCAAAUCAUGUCACCUUAAGAGUGGUGUAAUUGUAAGUAAUAAUUCUUGAUCACUUAUUUAAUAAAGUAUAAAUUUCAUCUAAUAAAUUAAAAGUCUAGUAAAAUCUGUAUAAAGAAAAAGUUACCUUUGCUUAUAUUUGUACAACUUUUGUAUUUGUACGCACUUAAACAUUUAAAGUCUUUUUGUGUGUUAGUUUUAACCUUUGAUCGAGGAUCUUCCCCGUACA